UUUCGAAUUUAAACAAAAUGUCAGAAAGUACGUCUGAGGAGAAAAAAAAACCGAUUCCGGUAGAGAAACCCCGAUCCAAAAAUAAAGCACACAAUGAAAUCAAAAUUGUUGUGCGGCACUUGCCGCCAACGAUGACGGAAAAGGAAUUCUUAGACCAUGUGGAUCCAUUGCCAGAGAUAGAUUCGUACUAUUACUGUCCAGCCGACUGGACACUGGGUCAAGAAGCCUCAUGUCGCGCCUACAUCAAUAUGUCAACAAAGAACAUCGAAGAAGUUUUGCAAUUUCGAGAUCGGUUUGAUGGUUAUGUAUUUCUGGAUGCCAAGGGCGAUGAAUAUGUGGCUAUUGUGGAGUAUGCUCCAUUCCAAUGCUUUGCCAAGAACAAGGCACGCAGUCACGACAAUAAGGUAGACACCAUCGAGAGUGAGCCACAUUUUCAGGAAUUCGUUCAGAAGUUUAUCGAGGACAAGGAAGAGGCCAGCCGCCUGGGAGAUGUUAAAAUUGAUAUUGCGUAUGACGAUACCGAUGAUGAGGUCCAGUCAACACCCCUGCUUCAAUAUUUGGCCAAUAAGAAGGAGAAGCGACGCGAGGAUAAACGCAAGCAGCGGGAGGAACAGAAGCAGCAACGUCUAUUGGAUCAAUCCAAAAAUAACAAUUCAAAAGAUGCCAACAAUAAAAACAAAAAAUCAUCAAACGCAAAGAAAGAUCCUCAACAACAGCAACAACAACAACAACAGGGUCAAAAUCAAAACGAGCCAAACAAAUCUGUCCGCUCUCAACGGCGUACAGAACGUGAUCAGCGUCGAAGGGAGGAGCAUGAGCAGAAAAAAUUAAUGCGGGAUCGGGAACAGCGUGACAAGAAAAAAGGCGACAAACCGGCAAAGCAACAAAGAAAACCAAAAGGUCAGCAGAAAACCGAUACCGACAUCACCAUUUUGAAGAAAGACACUAAACUGGCACAGGAUGCUGCAACAAAUGCAGAUGGUACUACCUUUCCCGACAUUACAGUUUGGUCUGGCGAUAAUGUUAAGGCUAACGAUCAGAAAGUUCCUGUAGAUGUAGAUCCUAAGAAGGAAGAAACAAAAAAACCAGCCACAAGAAAUUCCGAUUCAGGCAAAUCAGCUAAACAACGUUCUUUAGAAGAUCGUCGAAUAAGAAACAAGGAUCGUCCAUCGAUUGCCAUAUACCAGCCAAAGGCUAGAAUGCGCCUUGGGUCGGAUGAGAAUUCACAGAGUGCUGCCAAAUUGGAGGGUUGUGCUUCGGAGGGUGAAGCUUCACUGGUCGAGGAAAAGUCAUACAAGAAGAAAAGGCGUUCGGGUAAACGCAAUCGAUCAAAGCCCAGCGAAGCAAAAGAUCAACCCGAAACGAAUAAUGUGCGACGCGUGUCCAAAUCGUCUGAGAGCAGUAAUAAUAGUGCAAAUUCAUUAGGUGUUGUAAAUCCAACAAAAUAAUAAUUGAAUAAAGUGAAUGUAUAAAUUUUUCUUUAUUAAAUAAAUCCAUUGUGUAUGUUGCUUUUGGAUCAGUAGAA
Drosophila willistoni is the source of this 1525-nucleotide messenger RNA. RefSeq names its product regulator of nonsense transcripts 3B (gene Upf3). The transcript has 3 exons. The coding region runs from base 18 to 1448 and encodes 476 amino acids. The record is from RefSeq and is a predicted model, not a curated record. Gene Ontology annotation, biological process: positive regulation of translation; nuclear-transcribed mRNA catabolic process, nonsense-mediated decay. Gene Ontology annotation, cellular component: cytoplasm; nucleolus. Lineage: Eukaryota; Metazoa; Arthropoda; Insecta; Diptera; Drosophilidae. Gene Ontology annotation, molecular function: mRNA binding.